AUGCCAACCUUGCCAACAUCAACAUCAACAUUCCCUCCUCCUCCUCCCCUAGUUUUCUUUCCUCUUCCUCGAAAAGAAAAUAGAAGAAAAGAAACCAGGCGUCAAUUCCCUCCCAGCUCUUCAAUGCCGAGUCCAUACACCAUCACUAAUUCCUUACCCAAUACCACCACAAACUGGUCCCAGAAAGUUGGAAACUACAUCACAAGAAAGGGCAACUCUUCGUCAUCCUCGAAGAACUUAGACUUAACUGAAGAGAGCCUUGAAGAGUUCAACAGAAGAAAUGAAAUGUUGUUUGACAAAAAGAUCUCUUCUAAUAACAACAACAAGACCACAGGUUAUAGUCCUUACUCUAGAGGGCUCACUGACUCGUCCCUCGCUCUCCAUCGACAGAGACUGUCAUCAGCGACGAGUCCAGAGAGAGAGAGCAAUGCGAGUACUUCAAUUAGUUCGGGUUCUAAGUCAAGCUUCAUUGUCAAGAUUCAAGAAUGGGGGUCUAAUUUCGUUUCUGGUAGUAAAGAAGCGAAAAGAGCGAGGCCUGCUGGGACUAGAUGGUCCCAGCACACUCGCACUUUAUCAUCUUCAUCAACAUCGUCAUCAUUGAGUACAAAAACAGCAUUAACAACUUUAGCAAAGGAAUUAGGCUUAGAAGCGCAAAUCGUGACCGUUGGUUUGAAAGGAAAGAAGCCAUUGAGGGAGAGAGAUUCAGAAAAUCCACCACUACCAGUAUCACCACUAUUGCUACCACCAGUACCAUUACCACCACCACAACCACCACCACUAGCAUCACCGCCAUCACCACCACUCCAAACACCACAACCACCACCGCUAUCACCACCACCACCUCAGGCACAAGCAUCAUUCUCUGAAAGCACUUAUGUUUGGGCAGACAGGUAUCGACCAGAGGCUUUAAAAGAUUUUAUUUGCAAUAGGGAUAAAGCACUUGAGCUUAAGGCUCUGGCAAAAAAAGAAGAUUGUGGGCAUUUCAUAUUUGAAGGCCCCCCAGGGGUGGGAAAGAAAACCAUGAUUUGGGCACUGCUUCGCGAAUCUUACGGAGAAGACAAAGUACAGACAAAAGAGGAAUUGAAGAAAUUCGUCUUGAAGGGUGAAGUUGUUUCAAGUAUCAAAGUUUCCGUAAAAAUAUCCCCACAACAUGUCGAAGUCAAUCUCUCUGAAGUAAAAGGGUACGAGAAACAUGUCAUCGUUGAACUUAUGCAAGAAACAAUCAACAGAUUAGCCAAGAAAGCUUUGCAAUGCAACAAAGAUAAUUGUCGAGUGAUCAUUCUAUAUGAAGCAGACAAACUAUCAGCAGAUGCAUUACUGUAUAUAAAGUGGCAAUUAGGGAGACAUAAAGGGUGCAGUAAGGUCUUCUUUUGUUGCUCCGAUGCCUCAAAGCUUCAGCCAAUAAUGUCUCUUUGCACCGUUGUUAAACUACUUCCACCUUCGAAUGAGGAAAUUGUUAAAGUUUUGGAAUUCAUAGCGAAACAAGAAGGGAUUGAAUUGCCUCACCAAUUAGCGGAUAAGAUUGCUAUCAACGCUAAGAACAAUCUACGACAGGCCAUACGCUCAUUGGAGGCCACUUGGCAAGCAAAUUCUGCCCUAACUGAAGAUCAAGAAAUUAUGAUUGGUUGGGAAGGCGAUAUCGCAAACAUCGCCAAAAACAUAGUAGAAGAGCAGAGCCCAAAACAGCUAUAUGUCAUACGUGGAAAGCUUCAAAAUCUUAUAGAGCAUAAUGUGUGCCCCUCGUUUAUCAUUGAUGCUUUGGUGAGAGAACUGAAGAAGUGCUCGGCUGACGAAUUCCAGGAACAAAUCGACAGUUUAUACGACGAAUACAAGAAAACUGCACGAAAACGAGAUGAGGACUCGCUUAAAAGACAUAAGGAUCCAGUGAAGAAGAAUCUCCACCAUUUCAUGAGAAUUGAAGAGUUUACGGCGAAAUUCAUGAGCUGCUACAAGAUGUGGAUCAUGAACAAGAAAAGCACAUGACUUUGAACAAUUAUAGGGACAUUUUUGAAGCCAAAUGUGAUGUCUUGAACAAUUUACUUAUAAAAAAGGAAAAUAAAUGGCUAAUUGUCUUUAGCCAUAGUUUAAUACAUGCUUGUGUAAGAAUGGUUUCAUAAUAUAUGUAAUCUUCAU
Messenger RNA from Camellia sinensis, 2133 nucleotides. Lineage: Eukaryota; Viridiplantae; Streptophyta; Magnoliopsida; Ericales; Theaceae. The record is from RefSeq and is a predicted model, not a curated record.